Mizuhopecten yessoensis (Yesso scallop) is the source of this 3599-nucleotide messenger RNA. RefSeq names its product reversion-inducing cysteine-rich protein with Kazal motifs-like. Gene Ontology annotation, biological process: extracellular matrix organization. Gene Ontology annotation, cellular component: plasma membrane. The transcript has 23 exons. Lineage: Eukaryota; Metazoa; Mollusca; Bivalvia; Pectinida; Pectinidae. The record is from RefSeq and is a predicted model, not a curated record. Bases 94 to 3027 code for a protein of 977 amino acids. Gene Ontology annotation, molecular function: metalloendopeptidase inhibitor activity; protein binding.
GAUUUCUCUGGUCGCUGUGCCAGAACGUGUGUGUGUAGCGAAGGAAUACAUGCAUUAGUUUGUAUUCACAAUCAUGAAUUCAGUCGUGUACGGAUGGAGAAAUUUACCAACAUGAUUUUAUUUAUUGUGACUUUAUUGACUUUCAUAUUUCAUGGAGAAACAUUUGCCCUUCCCUCCCACUGUUGCAGUAAAGCGACUGAUGAUGAAUGUAGAACUGCUUGUUCUCGGCUGAUUAAUGCCGAAAGUGAACACAAUGAGAAUGAGCUAGCCCAGUUAAAAAAUCUGGUCCUUGUCGGGGAGUCCUGUCUACCACAACAGACUGCCUUUUGGAGAUGCAUUAAUAUAACAGUGCCUGUGGUGCAGUCAAUGAUGGUAUGGUCGGCUCAGCCAUGCUGCGAGAAGGCUGUCAACAGGUACUGCCAGGAAGCCUGCUACCAGGCCACGAGUGUAAGAGAAUUAGUGAGGAACUGUAGCCAGAGCACGGAAACGAAGUUAUAUAAGUGUAUAGAAAAACAUGGCGAUGCGGAGCAUUGCUGCCGACCAGCCAAUAGCUACAACUGUCAUCUUAUAUGUAAGGGAACACAUAUGGUGUCUGGUUUAGGCAGACAGAAACAGCGACAAAUUAUCCGGCGACAGUGCCAUGGUGUCAACCAGGCCAUCAUGCAGUGUGUACAGAAUCGUCACCGCCCUGUUCGCGAAAGUGACCCACAGUUGAGUCUACCAUGUUGCUAUGAAGCGCCGGCAGAUUCGGAGUGCAGGAACACAUGUAUCAAGGGGAUACAGUUACGAUACCCAGAGAACGUGUUCAUGGAACAGCUGGUUAAAAGUUGUGGCGUUCCUAAAAUACACAGUGACCCGCUAUGGGCAUGUUUCUUGCUGAACACCAACAUUGAAGGCGAUGUAGAUAUGGAAAGAAACAUCAUAGAUGGCGCCAGGCUACAGUGCUGCUCUAAAGCUAACACCCUCGCCUGUCGAAAUCUUUGUUCAAGGACCUUCAGUACAGACUGGGCUAACACGUGGGAUGAUUUUAACACUAAGUGUCAGAGUCUUGCUGCUCCAGUACUCGACGUGAUUAUGGAAGGGCCCAUGCUUUCCUGUAUGGCCGAAGUGGAGGAGCCGUGCCAACUAGGAUGUGACGGCCUCAACUUCUGCUCCAAUUUUAACAACAGACCUACGGAGCUAUUUCGGAGUUGUAACACGCAGACGGACAUAGCAGCCCGGGAGAGCCUAACCAGCUGGCAGAACGGCACCAUUAGACUACCUCAGAUGUCCAUCCCAGUCAAAGAUAUACGGGAGUGUGAACCAGAAACGUGGAAGGCUCUGGUGUGUGCCCUGCAGAUCAAGCCGUGUAAUAGGAGAGCCACCCCACUACCUCUAUGCAGGGAGGACUGUUUCCAUAUACUGAACCAGUGUGUAGACCACAGUCGCAUGAAGCCCGGCCACACCCUUCAGCUCCUCUGUAACACACUCUCUCCAGGGGACUCCAAAAACGGAGACUGUAUCUCUGUCAAAAAAUACCUGUCUGAGAGUCCUCACAAGCACUACGGACACGUGAUCACAAGUCCAUGUAACCCAAAUCCUUGUGACGAUAACCAAGUGUGCUGGAUCAACCGCCGUAAAUGUCGGCACCCCGAAGUUUGUCUCCCCUAUGUCUGUCACAAUGCCUGCGGAAUGGGAGCUGUGACCAAUAUGUAUGUUCCGAAGAAUACCUAUGUUCGGAUCCCGGAUGCAGAGAAGGAUCGGCAUAGCAACGGACAAUGCAUGCACUAUCGUGUGUGUCAGUGCAGACACCAUAACAACCUUGACAACUGUAAACGUCUUCCUUGUGUCAACCGCGAUCCUUGCAGCUCCAGUAAAGGACCCAAAAAACAUGGUGAACACUUCCACGAUGACUGUAAUCGCUGCAUCUGUCAGUCUGGGAGGCGCCUCUGUACUCAGCAUCGCUGUCCUACAGAACCAGGCUCUGAAGGAUUGACCAGGCUGCCAUGUGACUGUUCCCCCAACUUUGUGGCACAAUGUGGAACGAAUGGGAAGACUUAUCCAAAUAGCUGUAUGGCUCAAAAGUGUGCAAAAAUACGAAGUCACGAACUAAUUGCGGGGACGUGUUCUAGCAUUGAUCCCUGUGCUGACAAUCCUUGUGGCGAUGAAUACAGGUGUAUGCCGAAGCGUAGCGUAUGGUUGAGUCGGGGAACUGUGGACAGCAGCUGUAACCAAUAUGAGUGUGUGGCAGUGAUGGGCAUCGACCAGUGUGAGCGCCAUGACCACGAACCUGUGUGUGACACGGACAACGAUGAAUACACAAACAUUUGUCUCCUACUUGCCAAGAAGAAACGGCUUGCCUAUAGAGGGCACUGUCAGAAAUACUGUUCUGACAAUGGUGUGGUUUGUGGGCACAAUGGAGAGUCGUAUAACAGUGAGUGUGCUGCGCUGGCUGACCGCACCACUGUCGACUACUGGGGACAGUGUAGGGCUGUCGGCAUGUACUCAGGUAACUUGACCCAGUCUAAUAACUGUGAGAAUGUGGCGUGUCGUGCUGUGGGGCCGAAACACUGUCAACCCAUCACUCCGCCCGGAGGCUGCUGUCCGGUCUGUGCUGCAGAGAUCCGGAUUCUAUACAGCCAGGAGCUGAUGAAUGUGGCGGCCUCUGCCAUGAAUAGUGCCGAGAUUACUGUGGCAGACAUCUUGUUAAUCCUGUCGCGCCAACUGUCCGUAAUUCAGUGUGACCUGUAUGGCUACCUCAGUGUGGAAAACAACCUUGUCAUUCUGGUUGCUCCAGUUUCGGCGCGUCCUAGUAUGCUGCUGGUUCAUGCAUGCUCAAAGGAGGCCGAGAGAUUAGGAUAUUUAAUACAAUCGGACAGUCCGUUGAUGAAGUCCUACCUGGCCCUGAGUCCGUUACUUCUGGCCUCAGUUCAUACCCCGGGGGUGGCCAGCCUUCAGUCGACAGCCACCUCUCUAUCUACACCUUCUCUGGUAGUAAACACCGGACUUCUUAUAUAUACACUAUAUACAUGGCUUCAUUAUGUAUAGCUCAUUUCUAAUCAGAAUCUCACAGACUUUUUCUAUUGGAUCAUCGACGUCUGUUGAUCUAGGAUGAUCACUAUGUGGUCGUUCUACAUCUGUUGAUCCAGGAUGGUCAGCGUGCAAUCGUUCAACGUCUGUUGAUCCAGGAUGGUCAGCGUGCAGUACUCGUUCAACGUCUGUUGAUCCAGGAUGGUCAGCGUGCAGUCGUUCAAUGUCUGUUGAUCUAGGAUGGUCAGCGUACAGUCGUUCAACGUCUGUUGAUCUACGAUGGUCAGCGUGCAGUCAUUCGACGUCUGUUGAUCCAGGAUGGUCAGCAUGCAGUCGUUCAAUGUCUGUUGAUCUAGGAUGGUCAGCGUGCAGUCGUUCAACGUCUGUUGAUCUAGGAUGUUCGUUCGGCGCCUGUUCAAACAGUGCAUUUGCUACUGUGGUGAUGCACGCAACAGCAAUAUGAUCGGUUACUGGUAAACCUCAUUCGACCCUGUCACACAAGGUCAAAGUGCAUUGUGGGAGCUGUCCAUGGCUUUUAGCCAUACAAAGGAAUCUGUGAUUUAUACUCAAAGUAUCAAAACAUCUGUUUC